AUGGCAAAGGAUGAAAAAGAGGGCGCCUCGAUCGGAUCGGCAGCAUCUGCAGCUGGGGCCAUCCCACUGGGAACGCCGCUCACCGCGCGGCAAGAAGUGGUCAACGUAGAUUUGGGCAACCCAUUUCGUCUUCGCUGUGGUGACGAUUGGUGUGAAAUAGCUAAUUGGGAUCCGCACAACGAUGGAACAUUUAUGAUGCAGUAUAUGCCACAAUCAGUGAAGGUGGUGAUAUUUAAACAAAUAUUAACCAGUGUGCUGGAUACAGUAGUGUUGCAAAAAGCAGGAAAUUCUCCCAAAGAGUGCAAUAUACCCGUGACAGCAUUAAACCUAAACAUAAACAAACUACAAACCGUCAAUUUGGAGCUUUUCAAACCGUUCAAGCAACUAAUUGACUUUGCCUUGUCAUUCAACCGAAUUCAGCUUCUUGUCGGUCGCUUCGAAAGUAUCACCCUGAAGUACUUGUUUUUGGAAAACAAUCAAAUGGUCCAUCUGAAUCUGUGUCAAUGGAACCUGCCGUCGCUGAUGUGGCUGUUUGUGUCCAGAAACAGUUUAUCAGAGCAACCGCGAUGCUUGGCCGACAACCUGCCGAUGUUGACUAAACUGGAGCUAAGCGGCAACCAUUACACCCAUUUCGAUAUCGCUUAA
This is a messenger RNA of Anopheles cruzii, 645 nucleotides long. RefSeq lists its product as uncharacterized. The record is from RefSeq and is a predicted model, not a curated record. Lineage: Eukaryota; Metazoa; Arthropoda; Insecta; Diptera; Culicidae. The coding region runs from base 1 to 645 and encodes 214 amino acids. The transcript is spliced from 4 exons. Gene Ontology annotation, cellular component: extracellular matrix.